UGCCAUUUUUGUCAUAUCUUUGCACUCAAGAGGGUCACAAAACAGUCGUGCACAGAGUGAGCAUGACUCAUGAUUAAUGUUUUUAUCCAAGCGUGUUUUCCUGACAAACCUGCACAGAAACCCAGGCUGCCACUGAGCAAAGGAGGACAGAAAGACGUCACUUUGGUCGGAACUUCAGUCCCCUGAGACUGUGCAUGUGUCAGGCUGCAGCCGCCGUUCACAUUCACACAAUCUCUGCGUGAAGCUGAAGAUGUUUCCGAGCACAUUCCAAGUUUUAGAAGAUUUGGUGUAAAAAUGUGUGACAUCAAAAGAUUCAUUUGAUCAAUCAGGUUUCAGACCAUUCAGGUAAGAAAUCCUUCCCCACUCACAAGAGAAACUGAUCACACUGUAUGUUCAGGAAGGGUUCACAUCACGGAGAAAUUUGGAAUAUUCUCCAACAGGCAGUCAUGACUUCUGCAGUCUCCCUGGAGAUCAGCUCUCCAUCUUUGCUUCUGUCCGUUUCCUGUCACGAUCACUGUGUUUCUCCUUUGAUUUGUCUUUAAGUCAACUCUUUUCCCUUUCGUCUCGCUGUGAAAUAAAGAGGCUGGGGUCUGUGUGAUUUACAGUCCAGAUGCCCCAGAGAUGGACUGAUGAUGCUGGGGAUGUGUGGGCGUUGUUAAAACCUCCUAAAGCGGGGAGGCGGUGGGGUAGUUAAUGCAGCAGGCCUCUAAACCUUCCCAUUGGUCCACUGAUGGAAGCUACACCAAUGACACGUCCGGGCUCUGCAAAUAAAAGCAGGUACGAGGAGCCGCAGGAAGAGCGAGAGGUGGUCUGAGAAGAGGAAGUUGGUGAACGAUAGAUGCACCUCUGAGACUAAAUCCAUCUGGAAGUUUCUGCCCAACUCCUGAGGAUCACGGGGCCCGCUGUUAAACUUGACUGUGUGCGUCAGGGAUGGAUCGGGUGAAGAUGGAGUGGUAUGUCCUGGUGCUGAUGCUGAGUCUGCCGCCCUCCAUCCACGCGGACUGCUCGUCUCUGUGUCAGAGAUGCGCGGAGCAGAUGCUUCGCUCCGACGCCGCCUUCGGCAGCCUGUCCUGCAGUGAGGAGUGCGACACGGACAGCUGCGAGCCCACGCCGCGGCUGGCGGACUUCACCCAGGACGUGGCUGCGGAGGCGGAGGAGAGCCAGCAGGCGGACCUGGUCAAGCGCUACGGCGGCUUCAUCAAGCGGAUCGACAAGAACAAGAUCCUCAAGUCGUCUCCAUGGCGCGACAACUACAUCCAGAAAGCGGCCACGCUGCCCAGAAAGUACGAGGACUGGCUAAAGCGGCUGGACGCCAGAGACGCGGACGCGCCCCAGUACGCGGACGACUCCGCGGAGGAGGAGCGACUCCUGCACAGCUCUGUGAAACGUUACGGCGGCUUUUUACGCAAGUUCGGUCCCAAAUCAAAGCGGAGUAGUUCCGCGGAGCAGGAGAGCCAGGAGCCCGAGGAGCUCCAGAAGCGCUACGGCGGCUUCAUGCGGAGGGUCCGGCCCAAGCUGAACAACCUGAAGUGGGACAAGAGGUACGGGGGCUUUCUGCGCCGCCACUUCAAGAUCUCCGUGCGCUCGUUGGAGGAGCCCGUUUACUCCUACGAUGAGCCUAGUCUGCAGACGAACUGAACACUCGCAGAACUUGCGCCGGCUGACUGGAAAUGUCCGUUUGUUGGAGGAGUUUGUGCGCGCCUGACCCGCUCCAGCGUAAACCAUCUGCACCUCAUCCUUACGUCCCGUUAACCAGAAUCGACCCGUUCGCGGUUGUCCGGUAGAAAUGUUGCUUUGACCUUUUUUAGUACGGACUGGAAGCAGCACUUUAGAACCCCGACGCGUCUCAUCCAAGCGGGCUGUUUCAUGCUUUGUCAAUUGUACAUAUGGAGUUUUUGGUUGACAAAAUAAAUUAUUUUUGAGUUGCUU
Oryzias latipes (Japanese medaka) is the source of this 1929-nucleotide messenger RNA. RefSeq names its product prodynorphin (gene pdyn). Gene Ontology annotation, cellular component: neuronal cell body; dendrite; axon terminus. Gene Ontology annotation, biological process: sensory perception; neuropeptide signaling pathway; chemical synaptic transmission. Gene Ontology annotation, molecular function: opioid receptor binding. Lineage: Eukaryota; Metazoa; Chordata; Actinopteri; Beloniformes; Adrianichthyidae. The record is from RefSeq and is a predicted model, not a curated record.